UAUAUUAUCCACCCUCUUAUCUCCUUCUCUCUUAUUUCUUGCUUUCUAAAGAUAUAAAUAUCUGGAUUGUAUAUACGAAGCCAGGCUUAUAAUUUCAAUUACAGGCAUUAUUAUGUUGAAAUUAUUUCAUCCUCUAAAGCAGCUUCAUUUAAAAAUGCCUCCCCCUAUACACAAUCAAAGACAACGACGAAACGCAAUUUCCGGUAAUGAUGAACUAGUAAGACUUCGUGAAGAGAUGUUUCGUUUAGAUGCGCCUCACGGGGAAGAUGCUCGUGAUCCUCGACACGAAUACGGAGAAACCAGUUAUAUCAAUAUGCUGCUUCAACUUGAUAAUAUACCUCAGAUUUACAGCAUCUUAGCCAGUUUCUUUACGUGGAUUCUACUCGCUGGAUAUAUAGUAUUACCAGCUACGUUUACGUCACUACAGAGUUCUCGCAUUCCAACAUCGGAGAUAAGUAAAGCUGGAAAGUUGAUUUUAAAGACAUAUCAAAAUCUUCCACUGUUGUGGAUAGCGGCUAUUCUCUGUGCUAUUGGGGCAUCUGGUAUGGGGUGGUUAUGGUGGAUGUGGAAAAUGAAUUAUAUAUGGAUUUUGAAUCGAAUUAUUUUACCAGGCUUCCUUCAUUCUAUCACAGGACUUCUCACUACAAUAAUAAACAUCUAUACCGCUCGAAGUGGAGAUUGGUCUGUAACUGCUAUCAUUACUGCUAGUGUAACAGGCUUUUGCACAGUAUUCUUAUUGGUACAAUUAUUAUUCUACAACUUCUGGUUACUUCAAAAGAUUAAGAAAGAGCAUAAAAGGCAGAUUAGUCAGAUUGAACUAAAUAGGCAUCAUAAUAUUGGGAGUGCUCUAUGA
Messenger RNA from Botrytis porri, 853 nucleotides. RefSeq lists its product as uncharacterized. NCBI's taxonomy places the organism in Eukaryota, Fungi, Ascomycota, Leotiomycetes, Helotiales, Sclerotiniaceae. The transcript is spliced from 2 exons. The record is from RefSeq and is a predicted model, not a curated record. The coding region runs from base 113 to 853 and encodes 246 amino acids.